AUGGGAUGGCAGCUCUUGCCAAUCCUGGUCCUUGCCAUGUUGCAGGAGAAGCUGGCCCCUGAAGGCGCUUCGCCAGACGAAGGGAACACCUGCGAUGGCGUUUGUGGACGGCGUCCGUUGGCAGCCAGCCACACCCUGCUGCGGAUUGUGGGGGGCACAGAUGCUCUCCCGGGAACGUGGCCUUGGCAGGUCUGCUUCCAGAUACCAUCGCAGUUGGGCUACAUCAAUGCCUGCGGAGGAACCCUGCUCAGCGCUCGCUGGGUGCUGACUGCCGCCCACUGCUUUCAGCUGGAAGAUGAGAUAUCAUGGUACAGGGUGGUGCUUGGGCUAAACCGGAUCUCCCAACCUGGUCCUGAUGCCCAGAACCGCUUAAUCAAGAGGGUGAUCAACCACAAGCUAUACAAGAACGAGCUCAACAGCACAGACGGAGGGAUCCGACACGACAUUUCCUUGGUGGAAUUGACUGAGCCGGUCAGGUGCAAUGACUACAUCCAGCCAGCUUGUUUGCCAGACAAGAGCACGACGAUCUCAAAGCUGACCCAAUGCUCUAUCAGUGGCUGGGGAACCAUGGAAGUCAAAGCCCAAAGACGGCCAGAUGUGAUGCAGGAGGGGGUUGUUAAACUCAUACCUUUCCGCACAUGCAGCAGCUUGACCUGGUGGAACAAGCGUGUCCGACCUGAGAACAUAUGUGCUGGACACGAGAGUGGAGAACUUAGUACAUGUCAGGGUGACAGCGGAGGGCCUCUCAUGUGUAGGGAAGAAAGGUCUGAGAGGUACUGGGUCAUCGGAGUCACCAGCUGGGGACCAGUGAGAUGUUCUGAAGCUCGGAAGCCAGGUGUCUUCACCUCCACACAACUCUAUGUUGACUGGAUCACAGCCACGACCAAGGAGAAUAUUUACAAGGCUACUCACAAGCCAAUACUGGCUGAGGUUUGGCCUCCUGCCAAGCCAACAUCCCCGAUCCAAGCCACCACCAAAAACGUGGAAGCCCUCACGGUGGUACUUCAUGCCUGCCACACCAUGGUACUUACUUCCUGGGGCAAGACCACCGAAGUGGGGAACCAUGACUCCUUCGUGGAGAAGAACCCAUGCUACUCAUCGUCCCUGGACAGGGCCUGCCCUAUGGGGGAUGACACUACCUUUGAGGACAACUCCCAGAAAGUGGCAUUAUAG
Molecule: messenger RNA, 1173 nt
Organism: Notechis scutatus (mainland tiger snake)
Lineage: Eukaryota; Metazoa; Chordata; Lepidosauria; Squamata; Elapidae
Source: RefSeq, a predicted model, not a curated record